Messenger RNA from Frankliniella occidentalis (western flower thrips), 1205 nucleotides. RefSeq lists its product as uncharacterized. The record is from RefSeq and is a predicted model, not a curated record. Bases 745 to 1155 code for a protein of 136 amino acids. NCBI's taxonomy places the organism in Eukaryota, Metazoa, Arthropoda, Insecta, Thysanoptera, Thripidae. The transcript has 2 exons.
AUUACACCUUAAAAGAACCGCAAUGAAUCAACUUUGAAUGAAAUAGAGAUCUUUUUCUAAAUUUAAUUCGCAUUUCGAUUUAAAACUAAAAAUAGCUGCUUUUUGACGGACUUUUCCAGUUUCAAUCCUGUAUCACCUUAUGGGAGCUGAUUGCGUCUCAAAAAUUUGACCUGAGUUCUGAGAACCAAAGAUUUUAGGCCUGGGCAUGGGGCAUAGUGAAACCACCCGGGUGGAAGGAUCUUUAGUUAGACUGUAGUUUGGACUGUAGUGUUCAAACUGCAGUCUUCAAACUGCAGUUGCAGAGGAGAAAAAAAAAAGAGAAGUGAGUAUAGUUAAUACAUUAGUUUGGCAAUUGAGUUUUCAGAUAUUUUAUUAUGCUACUUUUUCUGUAGUUUUCCACACCAGUUUCGUACUGCAGUUUUGAGACAAUUUUGAGACCAAUUUGCUAUCGAGUUUCCGACAAUAGUAUGAAGUUGUCCUGAAAGUUGUAUUUGCAUCUGCAUUGCAACUGACACAUUAACUGUAAUUCUGACGCCAGUCCUGCAGAUAACAAGUGACUCCGAGAGCGACGACGAGAGCGUUACGUCCUGGUUGACCCUCGACGAGACCGGUAGCAGCAGCCCGGGGAGCAGCAGCGGCGAGAGCGUGAUCCCGCCCACACCGGAGCUUCCGCCCGCCGUCCCGCUGCCGCCCCCAGACACCGCCGGCCCGUCCUGGGCGCAGAGCCCCGUCUCGCAGGUGAAGAUGUCCUGGUUUAGGCCCGGCGCCCCGCCAUGCGACUCCUCUCCUGACGCAGCCUCGCCGCCAGCCCCCCGUCGGUGCCCGAGGCCAGUAGUGCAGGACUUGCUGUCGAGCCCAACGCCCCACUCUCCAGCACUCGACGACCCGGACCCGUGGGGCUGCCAGGCAUGCAGCUCCCCGGGCACACUCUGUCCGCUUUGCGAGACCUGGGCCCUGGAGGAGGUCCGGGCGGAGAGGGCCUUCAGCAACCUGCAGGACCAGGAGGCCGAGGAGGAGCGCCUCGACCGGCAAGCACUUGAGACCACCUUCUGGCAGGGGCGUCAGUCAGAGAACGCCGAGGCCGCGGAACACGACGGGCACCUCAACGAGGAGGCCUGCGAGUCGCAUCACAAGGCCCAACUGGAAAGCCCAUAGAUCGGACCCGUUGAGCAAUUGUGCAGCAGAGUCUGAAUAAAGUUGGUGAU